AUGACAGUGCUGAGCUACGAGACGAAGCACACGACGCGGUUCCACCUUGUGCUGCGAAGCCCCUGGCCGGCCUUCCGAAUGUUGGACCUCCUGGCCCGACUCAUUCCAGAGACGCUUGGCACAGCCUUACGUUCUAUCGCGGCUGCAACUUGUGAGACGGGCCUGGUCCAAUUGUCCGGAAUUGUCCAGAAACAUGCUGCGCUCUCCUCAGGUGAUCCAGACGUCUUUGACUGGCCGCAGUUCAAGAAGCUGCUGUCCGAAGCUGUGAAGGGCUCAGUUUGCGUCCUUUCGACGAGCACGCAAUAUGCCCAAGAAAUGGAGGCAUUCAGGGUCGAUGAGCUGGUGUCCGACGAGUCUGUGUUCGACUUGAGGCCAUCGGACGGCCCGCUAUCCAAGCAGUACUCGGCGCGCUGGCUGCGGAUCCAUUCUUUGCCGGCGAUGAAGGAAGUUGUGUAUUUCUCGCACGACGUCUUCGACGCAUAUCGGCAACACCACUACAAAGCUGGCUGCCAUUUGGGGGUGAUCUCCUGCUAUAUACUCCAGAUAUUCGUGGUACUCCUUCGCGACAUAGAAGGUCGGCUGCAUAAGCAGGUGGCCAGCGUCGCACAGCUGGUAAAUAUUUAUGGGCCCGUGCAACAGGCCGCCAAGACAGACUGGCCCGUUUUUCGGCUCUUGCACUUCGCCAGCUUGUUACAGCGCGCUCAUCCACAUGAAGUUUGGAAGAGCAGCCGGGAUACCGAACAUGCAGCUGUGAAGGAUGCCGCGGCCGCACUUGUGGCGAAAGUGGAGACAGCUGUUCGAGCCAUAGCGGAAAGGCAUACUGCACAAAUCUCGUUUCUGACAUCCGCUUGGGGGUGGAUGUCGAAGUUUUUGGCUGCUUGGCAGGAUGUCUAUUUUUGGUCUAGUGUUUCGACGGAGUCUGACGUGGUGUUGAAGCGCUGGUGGGCAGUGUCUAAGACAUCUCCACUGACAGUGCUCUGCCGAGAUCUUUUAGCAUUAAGAAACUGCAAGACUUCGCAGAAGUUUAACGACCGGCCAAUGGUUCAGUGCAUCGAUGCGCCUCAGCGUCUGGGCGUUGAGACCAUGGUUGCAAAGUACCUCGCCAUGGCCUCCACAGCGAGGUCGGGCGUGCGCGCCGUAUGGCUUGACUUGGAUGUAUAUGUUGUUUCUGAUCCGACUUUCCUGGUGGAGGCUGAGCUAGCAAAACAGCCAUCAGCUAGCCUUUUCUUUUCGCGGCACAUACUUUCGGAGUCUGUGACUCCUGCAGUUGUGAUCGCGCGGCCGAAUCCUGAAGCAGUUUCACUGCUAAUGGGGUUUGCAAGCUGGCUUCGAGAGAAUCCGUACCUCCUGGACCACAAAGCAUGGGACCAGUUUUUGACCAACAACAAGGGUGACUUCGCUGGCCUCUUCGAUUACAAAGGCAGGAACACGACAGGGCCUGAGGUUGAAGGCCCCACGCACACCUUUCUUCCGCCUGUAGGCCUGGCCCCGGCCAAAAGUAACUGGACCUUCAUAAGCAGCGGCUUCGCAAGUGGAGAUGGCUGGUUGGGUCUGGAGAAGGACCUGGUGCUUUUUCACUUCUGGGGGACUGCAGAAUCUCCAGAGGAAUUGUUUCAUGCCUUCUACAACGAGACGAAGGAGGCGAAGAAAGUGAAUGCCCAAGCCUUGGGUUCCAAGGCCACGCAGGUACUGCAGAGCUAUUGGCGUGAACCCGUGUCAGCACCUCUUGUGUCUGUCUUACUGAAGAAAGAGCCCCUGUACUUGGCGGCCAUCAGCUACGCCCAUGGCUGCUGUCGAAAGUCGCUGAAACGGAAUAGAGAUCAGGCACUCAAACAUGGCGUGGACCAAGCCAGGUCAUAUGGGAAGCAACACCUGGGUCCUGAUUGGCUAUCUGCAAACGACAAAGUCUUGUCGCAGAAGAGGGGAGCUGGAUGGUGGCUUUGGAAGCCCUACGUCAUCCUGAAGACGCUCAAGGACAACCCAAUUUUGGACCCCAUGUCCCAUCUCGGCCAAUCGAGCUCCUGCAGUGGUGGCUGCUCGGUAGUUGCUUUCAGGCAGUGUUUGGAGAAGCAACCUGGGCAGGACCCGGCAAUUCCUUGGGAGAGAGGCGUGGUGCUGUGGAUCGAUGCUGGAAACUAUUUGCACCACGGCUGCGUGCAGUCCAGCAGUCUUGUUGUCAUGCAUGCAAAUCCAAGACCUUUCCUGGCCGCAGCCUUGGAGGAGUCCGACGUUGUGGCUCUGCGCCUCAAGCAGUGCCUGGAAGUGGACUGGACCAGCAAGCUGACGCUAGAGCAAAUGUAUGCACUGACGGAUCGGCCCCAGCUCGGCGCAUACUUCUUGGCCUUCAGAAAGACCAAGGCAGUCGUGGCUUUUGUUGAGAAGUGGCUGAAGCUGUCGGAGGAUCCAGAUACACUUCUUGGCCUGGCCGUGCGCAACUUCCACCAGGGAGGAGAAACCGGCACCUUGACCAGCGACAUAGUGGAUGACGAGGCCUUCACGUACAUUCAGACUGAGCAGGACACCUUUCUCUCUAAACGCAUGGGCAUGUACUUCGCAAAGCUACAGCUAGCGUCACACGUCCGAGCCCCGGAUGAUCUGAUCCUGUUGUGCCUAAUUGGCUUCUUGACUUGCGACACCAGCGCCGACUCCAGGGUGGUCACGUUGGAUCGCUGGCGCGAGUUGAAGUGCGCCUCCCCUGCCGGAGCUCUGAGGAUGCGGUAUGCCGCGGACCAGGCGGUGAAACGAGGGGCCUCGCCUGAGCAGGCCGGCACGGUUUAUGCCAAGUUCAUACGUUCAUGA
Messenger RNA from Symbiodinium natans, 2799 nucleotides. NCBI's taxonomy places the organism in Eukaryota, Dinophyceae, Suessiales, Symbiodiniaceae. The record is from the annotation of a GenBank genome assembly.